AUGACCAACGGAACCAAGCGGAAUCCCCUCCCCCACGGUGUCUACGUUCCCACCGUAGCAUUUUUCAAGCCCGACGAAGAGGUCGACCUCGCAACAGUCGAGAAGCACGCCACUUAUCUCGCCCGUAGCGGGGUAACCGGCCUAGUAACCCAGGGCAGCAAUGGUGAAGCCGUGCAUCUAGACCGCGAAGAGCGCAGGGCCAUCACAGCCGCGACUCGUCGCGCCGUCGACGCAGCGGGCUAUACCAAUAUGCCAGUGAUUGCCGGCACCGGUGCCGCCUCAACACGUGAAACCAUCCAACUUUGCCAGGACUCCGGUGCAGCAGGCGCGGAUGCAGUGCUCGUGCUCCCGCCAAGCUACUACAGGGCACUUGUGAGCGCCGAGUCCAUGCGCGCCCACUUCCGAGCUGUGGCCGAUGCCUCGCCCGUCCCUGUGCUCAUCUACAACUUCCCCAGCGUACAGUCUGGUCUCGAUCUCAGCUCAGAUGAUAUCCUGGCCCUUGCGGAACACCCCAAUAUUAUCGGGUGCAAGCUCACUUGCGGCAACACGGGUAAGUUGGCUCGUGUUGCGGCGGCGAAGCCGCAUUUCUUGACUUUUGGUGGCUCGGCCGAUUUCACGCUGCAGACGCUGAUUGCUGGUGGGGCGGGUAUUAUCGGUGGGCUUGCUAAUAUGAUUCCUCGCUCGUGUGUGCGGGUUAUGGAGUUGUAUCGGGCUGGGAAGGUUCAGGAGGCGCAGAAGGUCCAGGCUAUUGUUGCGCGCGCAGACUGGGCUGCUAUCCAUGGUGGCUUUAUUGCUGUUAAGAGUGGAUUGCAAUCCUACCGUGGGUACGGGGGUCUUCCUCGACGACCCUGUGUCGUACCCUCUACUGAGGCUGCGGCAGCCAUCGAAGAAGAGUUCCGUGAGGGGAUGGAGCUUGAAAAGUCGUUAGAGACAGUCUAA
Penicillium vulpinum is the source of this 939-nucleotide messenger RNA. Its product is annotated as dihydrodipicolinate synthase family protein. The transcript has a single exon. The coding region runs from base 1 to 939 and encodes 312 amino acids. NCBI's taxonomy places the organism in Eukaryota, Fungi, Ascomycota, Eurotiomycetes, Eurotiales, Aspergillaceae. The record is from RefSeq and is a predicted model, not a curated record. Gene Ontology annotation, molecular function: 4-hydroxy-tetrahydrodipicolinate synthase activity.